UUGACCGUAUUGUCAUUUCCCGAAUUUUUAUACUGAAUGAUUAAGUAACCACUUGGCGGUGCGAUUUGUCUUUACGUAGGAGUGAUGUUCACAAAAUACAAUAUAAAUUAAGUGAAUGGUUCACAUGUUUGUUUUGAUAAAAUUGUGGUUGUUUAUGGACAUUACUGUGGACUAAAAAGGAGGGGUACAUCAAGAUAAGGCUAAGCGUAAAGCUGUGAGAUACAUUUCCUUGAUCCAAUAAUGAUUUGAACACUUUCGCAGAGCGCGUAAUUGCGCGAAUGGUUGCCGGAGAUGAGGGCGCCGCGGCGCGUGACAAGUCUGUUGCUGCCCUUCGCCCUGCUAUCCCUGCCGCAUGCCUAUGUUGCGAACGUCACUACAUACCGAGAGGAACUGGAGUCGUCUCUCCGCCUCGUGCACGCAGUCGCCACAGGCGCGACUGGUGCACUUUGUGUCACGCACCAUUACGGCCGUCUCCGUGCUCCUAUGCAUGCUUCAAGAUGGGAUACGGCGAGAGCACGAGCGGAUCUCGCCGCAAAUAUUCUACAUCAACUUGGCUUGGAAACCGCUGAAGUCCUCAUGGCAGUUUCACGGGGUUUGGUGAUAGGCGGUAGUGCAUCGGAGCGCGCGGUUGGUGCUCGUGCCAUUGCGUUAAGAAGUGAUGGUGUCGUAAAUAGCACAGUUGCAUGGGAAAGAUACGGAGUAGCUGAACCAGUGGCAGUUGUAUCACCACAGCUUGAAAAACCACCCGACCCUGAAUAUCCCUGGUACGUUUCGGCAGAGGAAAGCGAAUCUUUACGAUCGCCAAAGUUUAUGCCAUCACCCCCUGGUGCGACAAUGGAAGGGUGGUGGACAUACCCUUACUAUAGUUGCGAAGCAAAGCGCUGGCUGUUAUCUUAUACGGUCCCUGUGUCCACAAUUCGAGGAUUAAAGGGAGUUGUUUCUCUAGACAUUGAUAUAUCUAACUUGGAAAUAAAUCAGUGUGAAGUGGAUAGCGAAGAGGAAAAUGAUAAUCAAAUUUAUUCAUUUCACGGAACCCAUAAAUGUCCAAAUGAGACUACAUAUUGCGAAUACAAACCAAAUAGAGAAAUAAGUGUUCGCUACAGUGGUUGGGCGCGCGGAUCCUACAUUUGUAGAUGUCGGCCCGGAUUUUACUCGAUGCAUCACCCCGAGGGGUUCAACGGAUCGUUAGUGGAAAUUGCUUAUCAAGAAUACGAAGAGAACAGCUUAGAGAAUUGGAGCGAACCGUACGAUUGUCUCCAAUGCCAACCAGGGUGUGAGACAUGCAAGGGACCAGAGCCAUGUCUUGCCACAUAUAACUGGCCUUUUCGGAUAUCGCUGUUAGUGAUAUCGGUGAGCUGUGCGGUGAUGACGGUCUUACUUACCAUUUACACACGUCACCAUCGGCGUGUGAAGGUGUUCCGUGUAGCCAGUCCCGUAUUUCUCUCUAUAACACUUCUAGGUUGCGCUAUCAUGUAUAUGGAGAUGGCUGCAAUAUUCCCGGUUUUGGACAGAUACUCCUGCAUCGCAACGAAAUGGACCCGACAUAUGGGCUUCUGUAUUACGUACACUGCUCUACUUAUGAAAACUUGGAGAGUAUCGCUUACGUAUAGAGUUAAAUCAGCACACAAACUGAAAUUAACCGACAAACAGCUGUUACAAUGGAUGGCUCCGAUCCUUCUCAUUAUGUUGGUGUAUCUUGGGACUUGGACGCUAUCCGCACCUCCUGACGCUGAAGUAAUUACAGAUAACAGAGGAUUGAAGUUUAAACAAUGUACAUACAAUUGGUGGGACCACAGUUUAGCUAUAGGAGAAAUUCUGUUCCUUCUUUGGGGCGUUCGAGUGUGUUAUCGAGUAAGACACGCCGAAAGUCUCUACAACGAAGCGAGACUUAUUUCCAUCGCCAUUUACAACAUAUUUACCGUCAAUUCCCUUAUGAUCGCCUUUCACUUGCUGAUUCUCCCACGAGCUGGUCCUGAUAUUAAAUAUUUGCUAGGUUUUAUAAGAACGCAAUUAUCUACUUCAACAACGGUGUUACUAGUUUUUCUGCCCAAGGUUCUACGCGUGGUUCGCGGUACCGGCGACACGUGGGACAGCAGGGCACGUGCUCGUGGCGUGCCCGCUUCUUCUUCCCUUAACGGGAUUGGUCUUGUGCCCGACGAACCACCGGAUCUCUUCCAAGAGAAUGAGGAACUCAAGGAGGAAGUACAGAAGCUAGCUGCGCAGAUUGAGUUCAUGAAGAUCGUACAAAUGGAAAUGCACAACCGACAUUUGCGGCCGCGGCCUGGCGGAUAUUUUACGACAAACGCUGCAAACGUACCCCAGAGUCCAAUGCAUGCAAAGACUGUUAACAUUUCACAAGAAAAUACAGAGUGGUCAGGGCCCGUGUGACUGGUGGCAUUGAGCGACAGCGACUGGUACUGGCCCGGGCCGGCGGGCAGGCGCGUGGUCACCGCCGUCGACGAGCGCCCGCCCGCCUUCGUCUGACGCAGCCCCGCUUUAUGUCAGAAUCUUAGGUAGAGUUAUUUGCUUCGAGAUUGUUGCUUCACGAAUUUAGAAGUUGCCUCUUAGGUCUCUUCUUUUGACUGUUUAUUCAAUGUCAUGGAAACUUGCAAUCCAUUGUAUGAUAUUAAUGAUAAAAUAAUUUUAAAUGAAUUCCCAAAGACAACAUAAGAAUUCGAUCUAGUCAUCAGUGCUUUAUAUAAAAUAUAAUUAGAAUGUUUCUAAUUUAUUAAUCAUAAGUAAA
Nymphalis io (European peacock) is the source of this 2743-nucleotide messenger RNA. Its product is annotated as probable G-protein coupled receptor CG31760. The transcript is spliced from 18 exons. Gene Ontology annotation, cellular component: membrane. NCBI's taxonomy places the organism in Eukaryota, Metazoa, Arthropoda, Insecta, Lepidoptera, Nymphalidae. Gene Ontology annotation, molecular function: G protein-coupled receptor activity. Bases 292 to 2388 code for a protein of 698 amino acids. Gene Ontology annotation, biological process: G protein-coupled receptor signaling pathway. The record is from RefSeq and is a predicted model, not a curated record.